CCCUGUCGUCCACGCGCGCCAUGCCCCUGCGCUCCCGGCGCGCGCCCGCCUGAGCUGCCCGGCUCCUCCGCAGGCGCCUGUCCCGUCGCCUCGGUGUCCCCGCAGGUCCCCGUGCCGCUGCCCGGACGCCAUGCAGAUGCGCGCGCUGCUCCUGGCCGCGCUGGCCACGCUGGUGCUAGCCCGGGAUCCCCCUGCCGCGCCGUGUCCCGCGCGCUGCGACGUGUCGCGUUGCCCGAGCCCGCGCUGCCCCGGCGGCUACGUGCCUGACCUCUGCAACUGCUGCCUGGUGUGCGCCGCCAGCGAGGGCGAGCCCUGUGGCCGUCCCCUGGACUCGCCGUGCGGGGACAGCCUGGAGUGUGUGCGCGGCGUGUGCCGCUGCCGCUGGACGCACGCCGUGUGCGGCACCGACGGGCACACCUAUGCCGACGUGUGCGCCCUGCAGGCCGCCAGCCGCCGCGCGCUGCAGCUCUCAGGGACGCCCGUGCGCCAGCUGCAGAAGGGCGCCUGCCCCUCGGGUCUCCACCAGCUGACCAGCCCGCGGUACAAGUUCAACUUCAUUGCCGACGUGGUGGAGAAGAUCGCACCAGCCGUGGUCCACAUCGAGCUCUUCCUGAGACACCCUCUGUUUGGCCGCAACGUGCCCCUGUCCAGUGGGUCAGGCUUCAUCAUGUCGGAGGCCGGCUUGAUUGUCACCAACGCCCACGUGGUGUCCAGCACCAACACCGUCUCUGGCCGGCAGCAGCUCAAAGUGCAGCUACAGAACGGCGACUCCUAUGAAGCUACCAUCAAAGACAUUGACAAGAAGUCUGACAUUGCCACCAUUAAGAUCCACCCCAAGAAAAAGCUCCCAGUGUUGCUGCUGGGUCGCUCGGCAGACUUGCGGCCCGGCGAGUUUGUGGUGGCCAUCGGCAGCCCCUUUGCCCUGCAGAACACGGUGACGACAGGCAUCGUGAGUACUGCCCAGCGGGAUGGCAAGGAGCUGGGCCUCCGGGACUCGGACAUGGACUACAUCCAGACAGACGCCAUCAUCAAUUACGGGAACUCCGGGGGACCCCUGGUGAACCUGGAUGGAGAGGUCAUUGGCAUCAACACACUCAAGGUCACAGCUGGCAUCUCCUUUGCCAUCCCCUCGGACCGCAUUACACUCUUCCUCUCAGAGUUCCAAGACAAGCACAUCAAAGACUGGAAGAAGCGCUUCAUCGGCGUAAGGAUGCGUUCCGUCACUCCAAGUUUGGUGGAGGAGCUGAAGGCCAGCAACCCAGACUUUCCAGCGGUCAGCAGUGGAAUUUAUGUGCAAGAGGUUGUUCCAAAUUCACCUUCCGAGAGAGGGGGCAUCCAAGAUGGUGACAUCAUCGUGAAGGUCAACGGGCGCCCCCUGGCGGACUCCAGUGAGCUGCAGGAGGCUGUCCUGAACGAGUCCCCACUCUUGCUGGAGGUGCGGAGAGGUAACGAUGACCUCCUCUUCAGCAUCUCACCUGAGGUGGUGGUGUGAAGUGGGGCCGCCUCCCCUCAGCGCCUAGCACCAGAGCCUGCAGACCGUGGGCUUGUGGCCUCCCCAGGAUCAGGACGAAGGACCGCCAUGGUCCUCAGCAGGGCCAGUAACCUCCUCCCAGUGUCCAGGGUAGAGCCCAAGGUUGGGCCUGGUCAGGGGUCUGAAUCUCAACCUUGACCCCAAAUCCCAGUGCUAUGAGGAAAGCCCGAUAUCCCCUGGUCCAGGUGCUCCUGACCCUCCAAGUUCCCAGGAAUCUAAAAGCUCCUGAGGUUCCUUGGACAUGUGCCCCUCCCUCAGCUUCCGGCCUCUGUACCUGUUAUCCCUCUGUCUGAGGCCCACCCUGUCCCCACCCAUCCCACCAAGCCUCCCCAGGCCUCCUUCCCCACUGACACCUCUCAGACCCCGUCUCCAGGCUUCCCUCUGUGAAGCAUGCCCACUUGCUUGUAGGACAGGGGCUGUCUGCCCGCCACCUGCAGUCCCUGCAGAGCAGGCUGGGCACAGUGGAGCCCCUGGAGGAGCCAGGGGCUAAUGGCCCUGACCUGGAGCAGGCACCAGUGAGUGGCCCCCAUUGUGGCGCCCAGCCCUGCACUGGCCAUGAGGGUUUCUACCAGCCAAGCAGGAAGCAGCAGGGAGCUGAGCGUAAUGGACACACUUGGCCUGCUGCCCAGACACCUUCGUCUUCCCAAGGUGACCACAGAGCAGCAGGAGAGAAAGCUGGGACCUGUCGGGGGUGUGAGGACUGAGCCGCUUCACCUCCCCUUGCAGCUCUGGGGCGCAGUAGCCACCCUGAGGGACUGCCACCCAGAAGCUGUGGCUCGCACGGACCUCUCCUCGCUGCGUGUGUUUCUAGGGAUAGUCGUGAGCUUUGCUGUAAAGUCCACCCCAGUGUUGCUUGUACUGUAUGUUUCUCUACUGUACGAAAUUAAAGUUUACAAGCACGUGCUUCUCGGCUAGCGGGGCGCUUGGGGAAGCUCACCCCCCCACCCACUGGCCAGGGCUUUUCCAGGGGAGCCACACCUAACACAUGGCUAGUCACGUGAGCUAAAAGCUGAGCGAUGGCCUCUCAGGUGUAUAUGA
Castor canadensis (American beaver) is the source of this 2569-nucleotide messenger RNA. Lineage: Eukaryota; Metazoa; Chordata; Mammalia; Rodentia; Castoridae. The record is from RefSeq and is a predicted model, not a curated record.